Molecule: messenger RNA, 1517 nt
Organism: Ilyonectria robusta
Lineage: Eukaryota; Fungi; Ascomycota; Sordariomycetes; Hypocreales; Nectriaceae
Exons: 2
Coding region: 63-1403 (446 amino acids)
Source: RefSeq, a predicted model, not a curated record
GUCAACCACGUCAAUCAAGCAACACUCCACGUCGGUUUAAUGCAUUUAGUGUACCCCAAACCAUGGGCGAUUCCAACAGAAUCCUUUCCUGGGUCUUGAAUCUUCCCCGGCACACCGACUACAGUCCUCCUUCGCCUCCCGACGAGCGUCGCAAACGCAAGAUCCGAAAUACGGCGUCGAGCCAUCAACUUGCCAGUCCCCCGACCUCGCUCGACGAUUACGACAUGGCAUCGACACCGAAACGGCGACGACUCGAAGGCGGUACAAGUGCACGGUUUGAUCCCGAUGCGACUCCCCGGCCUGGCACGCGCAGCAUCACAGCCGAUUCCUCUGCGUCUGCUUCCGCGUCUGAUACGAGUUCUGUCUCGGGCGCGUCGUCUCCAAAGAAACAGAUGAUGAAUCUUCGCUUGAGCGACGCCGGUGUGAUAUACAGGUCACUCAACGAGCGGACAGCGCCUGCGGUGGCCGAGACGCUGUUUACGACAAUAUCUGACAUCGGACGAGGCUUCGACCUUGUACCGGAUUCUUUCAAGGCGACCAUCACCCAGAAACUCAAGGACCGAGGCAUGGAAUCUCGCCGGUGGGGGCAUUGCUUCAAGCCGGCCGGCGAGGCCGAUGUUCUGCCGGGCCGGAUCCCAUCUUUCGACGAGGUUGAGAGGGUCUUUGUCGAGGCCCAAGAGUGCGAGGACUUUAGACACGAAGAGAGUGCCUGGAACUCUCAGGUUCAUCUGCGACUACUGGAAGGCAUCUUCAAAACGCCGCAAGGUCACCUGUGUGAUGACUUUGGCUCCGUCAGCUGCACGUCGGCCCGUCCACACCGCGAGUUUAAGCCAUCCGCAUCAAUGGCCAAGAUGAUUGACAUCUGCGUGUUCGCUUCAGUCGACCGAGACACCGAGUUGAAGAGGGCUGUCAUCGAAUUCAGCAAACUCACACCAACGCUAUCCAUCAAUCACACCGACUUUGAACCCACUCAGCAUCGUCCCCUCCUCCUCAGCAUCGAGACUAAGAGACCUGGCGUCGAUGGAGACAAGGCCCAACUGCAGAUGGGCGUCUGGCAUGCCGCUCAGUGGGCCUUUCUCCGCUGGGCGGUCGGCCAUAGCCUUGUCCGCCGGCGCAUAGCACAAGGCUCAGGAGCGGCCAAUACAGACGAGCUCCGGGCGGCGGAGCGUGCUACCCUGGCGAGGUUGGGUUUCAUACCAGGCAUCAUUGUGCAGGGACACCGGUGGCACCUGGUGUUGUCGACGUACGGCGAGGACGGCAAAACAACGCUGUGGGCAGAGUGGGAGAUUGGUUCGACAAAAAGCCUCCAAGACAUAUAUGCCAUUGUUGCGGGGGUGCGGGAGCUGACGGCCUGGGCGAAAGAUGUUUACUUGCCGUGGUUGAGGGAGAAUGUUUUGAAUUGAGCUUCACUAAGAUAUGGAUUGGUUUUGGUUUGGAGUUGGGGAGUGGUGCGUACAUAUUGGUUAUGAAUAUGAUACCCCAGUAUUUCGAGUCUUGAAUUGAAGAUUUUGUCAACA